Messenger RNA from Odontomachus brunneus, 5223 nucleotides. RefSeq names its product nuclear pore complex protein DDB_G0274915. Lineage: Eukaryota; Metazoa; Arthropoda; Insecta; Hymenoptera; Formicidae. The transcript has 5 exons. The record is from RefSeq and is a predicted model, not a curated record. Bases 103 to 4719 code for a protein of 1538 amino acids.
GAUGUAUCGAUGACCUCAUCGUCUGCCCGCCCGCGGCAAGUUCGCGCGGCUGCGGUGAGUGUGCUCUUUUUAAAUAUGGGGAGGUUACUUUUUUGAAGUAAUAUGUGGAACCUCGGUAACCGCGCUGCCGUGGUGUUGAUCUGUGUGACGUGCGGGUGCGUGUUGGUUUAUAACGCUUGGGGCGCGAUUCUCGCGCUCGUUCUGUCGUUGCUAUUGGUGGUGUACGCGUGCUACUCGCUACUCGCCAACGACAGCCUAGUGUCUCCGCAGGCUUAUUACGUACUUGUCUACCUGCGGGAGGCGAUAGUCGAGCUACACGCGGCAUUGGAUUCCGCAGUCAGCUACGUUAGCGGAUACGUGCGUAAGUUCUGGCAUAGCGCGAGCCGUUAUUACCGUGACCGUUUUCCAUUCAGGAUGGACAAGCGACGCAGCAGAGAUAAUAAGAGUUAUCAGCUCAGUAGCGACUCUUACACCACAGCCGCUAUCAGGACUAGGGACUCGGUGACGCCGACGCCGUCCUCGUUGUCGACCAGGUUUAGCCCGAUCGAUCAAUUGGGCCAGAUCCGGCGUAAUACUUAUCAAGCUUCACGUCAAGCCGAUACGACGUACCACAGGUUUUGCCCAGUCGGCGACCACGAGCGUUCGCUUCAGCUCAUUUUAGGCAAGCACACCUCUACACCAGUGUUCCGACCUGCCGACAGAGAUGACUUUAGCAAUGGUGAUAUAUGUCUGUCACCUGCCAAGACUACUUCACCUUUAUAUACUCAAAGUCAUAAGCUGAGCCAUGGUGAGAAUAUCACACAGUUCAGCCCUGAUGGCUCUCCCUGGGGUACUAGUAUCAGCCCCAAGAUGCGCCCUAGGCCAGCAGGCAUGAAGACAGUCCAGACAGUUGCUGGGCCACUAUUGGCAUCUACACGAUACAAUAUUGAUCCAAAGCUGUACACAGAUGUGUUAUCACCGGGACUUACAACAAGGCUGACUAAGUAUGCUACAGAAGCAAAGAACACAUUAACCCACCAGUCGCAUUAUGGUACAGGACAGUUCCCCAAAGUUAAUCUCCAUGUUAGUCCUAUUCCUUUGGUGAACACAAAAUCGACAAAGUUGAGGAUGCCUGUAACAGUCAGAUUGGCACCACCAGAAGUUACAAGAUACUCUCCACCGGAAAGGCAGAGACUUCUGUCUAACAUUCGUCAUGCGCCGAGCAACAAGUCAACCACGAGCGUUGUCCAGGUCUUGAGAGAUAUAUCGUUGAAACGACACGCGUCGAGGGAAGAUGUUACCUUUGAUGUGGCUAAGAAGCAGAGGACGGAAGAUCUCUUCGAUGAGGAGACAGAAAUGGUAUUAGAAGAGACCAAGCAGAAACGCAGCAGGGACGAUUCUAAAUCGGACGAGGAACUUUCUCCUCAGAAUAUUUCCAUCAGACCUGCCAAGAAACGAACAAAAACGCAAUCUUGUUACGAUAUCUUAAACUCCUUGAGCUCCAGUAUCCAUGUUUCUUCUGGUAUAAAGAGGAAAGCAAUUGACUUCUCGCGCAGCGGAACACCCGAUUUCGAGAAGCAUUUCAAGUCUCUGAAAAGCACACAGUCUAGUAAUUCCCGUUCUCUCAAUUCGCCACAGUCUCAAAACUUAGAUAUAAGUCAUAGUCAUAGACCUGAAAUUAAAGAAAUAUACUCAAGAAGUCCCGAGACUCUCACCUGCGACAAAAUCCAAGAAACUCUUUUGACGAAGGGAAUACUGAAGACACCUAAUAAUGAAUCUAAAUUCAAAUUGAAUAAACCAGUGUCAACGGUCCACAAGAAUACGAAAAGCGUCGAAAUUAGAGGCGACGCCGAGACCGUUGCACCAACAAAGUCCGUUAAAUUGGCGGAUAAAUUGUUUAUGAAAGACGAACCCGAACGGAAUGAAUGGUUGAAGUUACUAGUAGAAGAACAGGGCAGUGUAAAGGCUACAUUUGCGAAGAACAACGUGGAGGAGAUAAAAAGAGAGGAUAUACGGAAUAUGAGGCAAACCAGUAUGAAAGCGAGACUCCAAAGUAUGUUCGAUGCGAUAUCGGGAAAAGCGGAGAGCAGAAUUAAUCCAGACGUCGUGAUUCAAGCGGACGUGAUUCAGGCAGAUGUGAACGAGGUCGCGCCAGUCGUUACAUCCUCACAACCCGGUAGUCGUGCAACUCUCAACUCCUCGACUACUACGACCACUGUCAAUACGACACCGAUUUCAACUGCGGCCAUAGUGCCGGGUGGCACGCUCACGUCGAAACCCGAUACAAAGCCGGCCGCGAUUUUCUGCUUACCGAAUCCAGCGUCGUCAGCACAAUCGAACGCGCCAACGAUAAUUACUCCGGAAUCAAAAGUAGCGAACGUGAAACCUAAGAUAAACGCUCAAGCGAAAAUCGCGACGACGACGGCCGUGAGCACAGAGUCGUUACCAAAAGACCUGUCUUCAACUUCGAGCGCAAUAACGCCGAUGCCACCGACGUUUGUUUUCGGGAAACAGGUUACGGAAACGUCGCCAACUGUGACAUCGAGCACGUUGCCGAGCUUUGGAGCUCACAAUGUUUCUAACAGCAUUCUCGAGACGUCAACUGUUGCUACCACCGCGACGCCUACUGUAUCAACGUUCACCAAUUUCCUUAGUAUUGAUAAGACGCCAUCGACCUUGGCGUUCGUGCCUAUAAGUUCCAGCAGUGCGCCAAGCGGCAAGGUCGAGACGAAUAACACUGCUACCACGAGCGCGAACGCUAUCUCGUUCAUCACGGCGUCAACGGCGAAUACUCAGGCAAGUUCUAUGUUUGCUUUUGCCACCAGCAAGCUCUCUGCGUCCACUGCGACGCCAAAGCAUACUUUGGCAUCGAACUUGCCGCCUCAGUUCACCGGAACGACGUCAUUACCAACCAGCAUAAGCAUGACCAAUAUCGCCGGUUUCACUAGUAUCGCGAGUAAUGUAUUGAACAGCAUCGCGACGACGACAACGACAUCUGCGCCCGCACAGAUGCCGUUGUUCUCUUUCGGAGGAGGUAGUAUUGCUUCGCAACCUCCAAAGUCAUCAAGCAUAUUCGGGUUGGGUCAGUCCGGUGGUAAUAUACAAUCCACGAAUGCUUUCGGAAACAUCGCGAAUAGCCAGGCGACGUCGUCGUUGGACACGAGUAAAUCUUUCAGUUUUACGUCGAAUAACUCGGCGGUGACUACGACUAAUAGUUCAUUCAGCACGACUACAACUAUGACCACGACUGCUACGCCAGCAUUUGGGCUAUCUAGCACGCCUACGUUCACUUUGGGCACGUCUGCUCCUUCUAUUCCAUCCGUCAUUAAGCCUCUAUUCGUGUUUGGCACCACUAGUGUCACAAGUGCGACAUCUACGCCUAUUACAAUUGCCAGCGGUACCACAGCCUUUGGUGCGAUGAGCAACAAUACUGUGGCCGCGUUUGGAACAACCACCACAAUCGCCACGCCGCAAUUUGGGACACCUGCGACCACCGCUUCGCAAUUCGGAGCGCCUACGAUCAGCGCUCCGCAGUUUGGGACAAGCGCGACUUCGCGGUUUGGAACACUUACGACCAGCGCUUCGCAAUUCGGUCCAGCCACCACAUCCAUAUUCGGUAACACGUCAGUUACAACUACAACAACAACGAGCAUCUUCAGCACAACCAACAGCCAAACGGUUUUUGGCGCCAACACGUCAACGACGGGUACCACAAGUAUAUUCAACUCUCCCAUGGCGGCGUCGAUCUUCCCCGCGACGACCAGUGUACUCUCGGCAGACAGCACGGCUGCUAACAAUCUGUUCGCCGGCAAAGCUAAUGUCAAUACUAACAAUUCGACCACUGCGUCGGCAAUGUUCGGAAACGUCACGGCUCCUAUUUUCGGGCAGACUAAGCCUUCGACGUCCUUCAGCACGGCUAACGCCAGCAUAUUCGGCAACACGUCUACGUCGUUGUUCGGCGCGACACAGACCACAAGCGCGCCCACCUUCGGCAUCACCAAUGUCUCCACCAGCAGCGCAAUUACGUCCGCCUUCGACAGCAGCGUGAACAACACAACGUCUGCGUUCGGUAGCGCAUCCGGGGCAAUCACGACGAACGCACCACAGAACACGAGUGUGUCGGCUUUCGGCAGUACGAACAAUAUGUUCGGUUCGACUGACAACACGUCGACUCCCCUCUUCGGAGCGAGUACCAGCGAACCAGCUGGCAGGGCUUUCGCCUCCACGGCCAACACGAGCGCCUUUGGCGGGCAGAAUCCCGCGAAUCUCACCUUCGGCGUUUCAAGCGGCGGCAGCGGCGGCGGUACCACUUUCAGUGACAAUAAACCUCUCUUCGGGACUAUGUCUUCUACCUCGGCGGGUACCUUUGGCAACUUGUCCCUAGCGACAUUCGGCGCCGAGAACGCCGGCAACACGAGCAACAACGCAAGCGGCAUGUUCUUCGGGAACAAUCAGAAGGACGGACAACAACAAGCCGCUGGCUUUGGCUUCGCGUCCAACUUCAACGCAGGCAGCAACAACCCCACUACUGCGUCGCCCGCGCCGUUUCAAUUUGGAUCCACGACUACGAAGCCAGCAGCAACGGGCUUCAAUUUCACCGCACCCUCGCCGACUCCGACUAUCAAUUUCGGGACAUCCGGCACGCCAGCCUUCAAUCCUGCAACCCCGGGUAUGUUCAGCAUCGGGACUGGAUCCAGUGCGCCGCGAUCUAGAUCAAUUCGCACAAGGAAGCCGAGAUGAUGGAGAAUGUAAACGUCGCGCUUUUGGGCGCACAAAUUUUCGUUGAAACACAUUGGAAUGUUUCUAUUUGUUUUAUUUCUCACUUCUUAGAAAUGUACAGUCGCAAGCGCGUACAUAAUCUUCGACACUUUCUUUUUUUAUAUUCCUGGUGUGAAAAAAAAUAAUAAGUCUCGCAGCAAAUUGCACACACACACACAAUGAAAAUAAUAAGUAACAUGUACCACGCACUGUUCAUUAGUGCUUGCAGUACGACAACUCCAUCGAGUGAAACUCGUGUGUAAGUAAAUGUUCCUCCACUUAUCUGACAAAAUGUAUCAGUACGUUAACAUUGUAAUUGCAAUUCAACGAAUAAGUGAAGUGUGUUUGUGUGUAUAUGAGUGUGUAUGAAUGUGUGUAUAAUGUAUUGAAAUAAAAUGUCGCUCAUCAUGUAACGAAAGUAUCAGGGCGAUUGUGCAUCGAUUUAUACGACCUGCUUUAAAUAUAUUCCAAGCUGUUGAAACUCUC